CCAAUGUAAAUAGCAACCAGAUCUUCCUAGCAGCGGGUAAACAAAGUAGUGGCUAUGCUUCCUACAUGUGUAUCUCAGUUUUGGUAGUUACGCUUUGACUUGCAGCCAAGUCGGCACGCCGGAUAGGGCACCGGCUACUUUUCUAGACAUUUUUGUCUCCAGUAGUGUCUUAAUUUAGCGUAACUUUCCCUUUUUAUCCACUAAUGGUGUGAAGAAAGGAGGAGUGGUGAAAAAUAUUUUGCCGGGAAAUUUCUAAGACGUAUUUUCUGAGACAUUUUUUCAAGGAGGACUUGAAGAUGACGGCGGUACCAGUGCUUGCAGGUCGGGGUUUUCCGACAAUGUUCGGUGAAAUCCGUGAUCAGAAUGUGACAUUUUGCGUGGACACCUCGGGCAGCAUGUACAGUGAUCUGAGCGUUGUGAAGGAGCAUCUGACUGAAGCACUACUGAAGAUAGCAUACACAGCUCCGGACAAAAUGUUCAACGUCAUCGAGUUUUCUACUGAGGUUGACCAGUGGGCUGACCGUAUGGUGAAAUGUACUCCACACACGGCCACCAGAGCGGCAGGCUGGAUUCGUGCUUUGACCCCGAAGACAGGAACAAACACCUUAGAUGCCUUACUGACGGCUCUCGGAGACCCGGAGUGCACGUCCGUGUACUUAGUCACGGACGGUCUACCCGACCAGGCGCCGCACGACAUUCUCCAACGUGGCGUAUCUUCCCGCGGCCGCCCCGUCCACUGCAUCUUCCUGACACACACCUUCGCUGACGCAGCCGCACACGACUUUCUACAGGACCUGGCUAUCCAAACUCGCGGGUCCUUCCACAUCAUCACUCUUACAACUGACGGUAACGUCCACAGGGUCACACCAGUCUACCGCGCUGACCAUUCCGGUAAGCGUCCACUAGGAGGUCCUCUGUACCCACCACUCAAGUCAUCAAGUGUGAUGACAAGACUUGACCAUAACCCGUUCUUGGAAGGGACAGAUCCCACCCCCAUUGUCACCUACACACCCUGGGAACCAGUUGUCACAUACACACCGCUGGACACAGUUGUGACAGUACCGAGUGUGGGAACAGCGACGUACACUCGCCCGCUGAAACUCCGCAACACCAUCACGGGGAAGAUCGUGGACACGACGAGUCUGGAGUUCUCUCCGUCGGCUAGUCUCAUCAUGCGGGGGACACGAGUGUUGGCGAGACGGGAUGAAGACGGUUACUACUACAUGGGCACAGUGGCAAAUCAACUUCCUGAUGCAAAGGGCCGUUUCAUGAUUGAGUUUGACAAGGCACCAACCUUGAAGAGUCGUAUGCAGGAGACAGGCAUCUAUGACAUGAUCGCUCAUGUGGACGCCUUCCGACACAAAAUAGUCCCUGGUGACAAGGUCCUGGCACCGUGGGAAGAGACAGGACGGAGAUUCGGGCCCGGAACAGUACUGGAAGGGGUGGAGAGAAGAUUUGAAGACAGUAUUGAUGAUGAUGAAGACUUGGUGGUGACGUUCUGGAAUGGUAAAACGGAGUCUGUCCCCAGACACAAGGCCAUCUGGAUCCCCCUCAUGCUGUACGAGAGAGUCAUCUUUGAGCUCCAGAUGCCUGUGGCGGCGCGGGAGAAGUUUCUGGAAGCUAACCCAGGCUGGCCGUACGAGUCUCCGCCCGGGUACCCGUCCACGUACAUCGUCGGUGACCCGGCAGAGUUCACUCCACCCAAGCCUGCACGCAUCAAGUCUCCACAUCUAGUCAGCAGUACCAGGCACGUCUACAUGCCAACACACUACCCAACAUACCCGUACCCCUGGUACUGGUAUCCAGUUGUCCCAUCCACUUUGGAGACAAAGGACGAUGGGAAAAUCCCCGGAGCCGAUGUCACAAAAGAUCAGCUGAACAGAAAAGUCUUACAGCAGCUGAGAGAGAACAAACUUCUCCUGGAUGACACCAGGGAGGAGAUGAAAGACCUCAGAAGGUCCCUCAAGAAAUCCAAAUCCAUAGACAGUGGCCUGAGUUCUCUAAGUGACUAUGAGGACUUGUAUGAGUAUGAAGACUUCACACCUAGAGAUAAGUCAACCAACACUGAUUGGAGCCUCUACAAGGAGACCAAAGGGACACAGAAGGAGGAGCGUCCGCCUUGGAGAUACUGGUCAAGAACACCGAGAUCUCCUGUGUCGAAGGCACCCCAUCCUCCAACGUCAAAGCCAACGAAACGGUAUCCAGCGUUUCGCGACACCACGGUCGACACUCCGAUGGAGCUGCUUCGAGGGCCAAACGAUGAACAGGUUGUUGAGCGUCCCGUCGUUCCGCGUGGAACACACGGACACUAUCAGACAAACUCUCGCCAGCUCACACCGGCCAGGCCAUUCACCGCGCCGGGGGGUGGGAGAGCGACCGUUGUCACAGGGCCGAAUGACUACGACUAUUCCGUGUUCAACACGGUCAACCAUUCGCAGCCGCCAGCACAGCCGCCACAGGGACCUCCAAACAAGAGCUCGGCCUUCCAGAACGUUGACCACACCUUCAGACGCAGCAUCAACAUGAGGGAAGCCAUGAUGCACCCACAACCUCCACCUGCCUCUCCCUACCUGGCACAGAGACAAGGAUAUCCACUGAACGAGACAAUCGGACGCAACAAAAACAUCCUGAGUCAGGAGGAGGCUGAGAACACGCUGUCCGACUUCCGGCGCCGUAGAGAGAUGCUUCGCCGACAGUCUGAGCACAGACAGAGGACCGAGGCUGAGGAGAAGGCAGCGGCCAUCGAGGCUGCUAAAAGACAACAGGCACUACAGUUCAUCAAACAAGACAUUGAUCGUCAUGAGUCCAACGAGAAGAAAGUCCAGGACACUAUUGAAGCCAAGCGGGGCAUCACCAGCUCCAUCCAGCAGUAUGAGAGGAACAGGGAAGAUGGACACUUCCAGAAAGACCAGGACCGCGUGUCGGCACUUCGGCAGAGACAAGUCAGACAUGACGUACUCCAGCAGCAGAGGAUGCAGGAGAAAGAGGACACCAUCAGGAGAAGACGAGAGGGACAUGAGGCUCGUAUUGCCAUGCACAACCUGGAGUCUGAGAUCAAGUACGACGUGGAACAAGGAAAACUUCAGACCAGAGACACACGGAGGAGAAUAGCCGAGUCCCAGCGACGCGAGUUCUUCCACAAAAAGGAGAUGGCGGCUCAGGAAAAGAAAAACUUGACGGCAACGGUAGAUGAGCAAAAGUUACAAAUGUACAGGUCACAUGUUCUACCUUAAUGACAUCAAACUAUGCAGGAAUUGAGAGAAUCUUUCAUAAUAUAUUUAGUAAGAGAAGAUAUGAAUUUAAAGGUAGUUUUUUGUAACUAUAAUUAUAGUUGAUAGUCAUAAAUGCACAGCAAACUAGUCAGAGAAGUAACAUUUGCAAAGCAAAUACAUAAUGUUUACCUUCGGACAUCAGUCACCAUGGUGACAGACGUCAACAAAUCAUGUCAUUGGC
This is a messenger RNA of Branchiostoma belcheri (Belcher's lancelet), 3453 nucleotides long. RefSeq lists its product as uncharacterized. Lineage: Eukaryota; Metazoa; Chordata; Leptocardii; Amphioxiformes; Branchiostomatidae. The record is from RefSeq and is a predicted model, not a curated record.